Pestalotiopsis fici W106-1 is the source of this 483-nucleotide messenger RNA. RefSeq lists its product as uncharacterized. The transcript is spliced from 2 exons. Bases 1 to 483 code for a protein of 160 amino acids. Lineage: Eukaryota; Fungi; Ascomycota; Sordariomycetes; Amphisphaeriales; Sporocadaceae. The record is from RefSeq and is a predicted model, not a curated record.
AUGGCGCAAACAGCAGCCAUGAGCUCAAGUCAGCCCUUUGUCUCCAAGUGGUCGGAUCGAUACCGUGGUGCCAUCGUCCAAGACCUCGAGCCGCCAGCCGCGCUCUCUAUCAACCCGUCGGACCCAGUCUCGCUGGCGCUCAUCAGCGCCUUUGAGCGCGAGUACACGCACCUGACGAUAAUCGACUCGUCGUCCAAGGCGCUGCUGGGCUACGUCUCGAUCCCGCACCUGCAGGCGCAGCUCGACUCGGGGGCGGUCAAGCCCGACGACCCCGUCUCGGCCGCCAUGACGCGCUUCCAGCGCCGCGGGCGCAAGUACACCGUCAUCACCAUGGCCACGCCGCUCGAGGAGCUCGAGGCCUUUUUCGAUGCCGGCCCCCAGAAGCAGGACUUUGCCGUUGUCACGGACGAGGAGAGAAGGUUUGUGCUCGGUGUCGCUACGAGGGAGGACCUGGAGGAGUUUGUCCGACGGAGACCGGCUUAA